AUGCCAAGCAGACAAUGCUCACUGCUAACGCUGAGCUUGAGCCUGGGUCUGAUCGCAGCGAUGACUGCAGCGGCUGCCAGUCGAGCGCGCUUGAAGAUGGCCGUGCCGCCAGCGCCACGCUGGGGCGCCAACAUGCAAAUGCUGCGCAGGCACAACAGCGCUGCGUUCGACUACUGGACAGAGAAUAGCGAUAGCAAUAUUUGGGAGCACUGUGGACUGUUUGAGGGCGACAUAAUGCUGCAUCGCGAGCUGCUGCGCAACGGGCUGCUGAACGAGCGACAGACUUGGCCCGAGGCUGUGGUGCCGUUCUAUAUUGAUCCGCAGGACUUCACGGUCAACCAGACGAUGAUCAUACUCAAGGCCUUCAAGGAGUAUCAUGAGCGCAGCUGCAUACGCUUUCGUCCCUACGAGGAGGACGACAAGCACUGGCUGCUCAUCAAGGGCAACUACUCGGGCUGCUGGUCGAGCGUGGGUCGCCGCCAGGGCGGUCAAGUACUGAAUCUGAACACGCCCAAGUGCGUUACCCAUGGCGUUGUAGUGCACGAGCUGCUCCAUGCGCUGGGCUUCUAUCAUCAGCAGAGCGCCACGGAGCGUGAUGAGUACGUCAAGAUCAACUGGGAGAACAUACUCGAUGGCCACGCCCACAACUUUAAUAAAUACGCGCGCACGCACAUCACCAACUUUGGCGUGGAGUACGACUACCAAAGCGUGAUGCACUACAGCGCGCUGGCGUUCAGCAGGAAUGGCAAACCCACCAUAGAACCACUGGAUCCGUACGCAGCGCUGGGCCAGCGACGUGGUCUAUCCGACAAGGACAUCUCCAAGCUGAACGAGAUGUAUGAGCAGGACUGCGGCAGCUUCAAUGGCUUUGGCCUGGGCGGCUAUCUCAACGAGCUGUUGGACUACUUUGAAGGCAACUUAGCAGACUUGUUUGGUUAG
This is a messenger RNA of Drosophila busckii, 939 nucleotides long. RefSeq names its product zinc metalloproteinase nas-14. The transcript has 4 exons. NCBI's taxonomy places the organism in Eukaryota, Metazoa, Arthropoda, Insecta, Diptera, Drosophilidae. Gene Ontology annotation, biological process: proteolysis. The coding region runs from base 1 to 939 and encodes 312 amino acids. Gene Ontology annotation, molecular function: zinc ion binding; metalloendopeptidase activity. The record is from RefSeq and is a predicted model, not a curated record.